Messenger RNA from Xylaria bambusicola, 811 nucleotides. Its product is annotated as dolichol phosphate-mannose biosynthesis regulatory protein. The transcript is spliced from 3 exons. Gene Ontology annotation, cellular component: dolichol-phosphate-mannose synthase complex; endoplasmic reticulum membrane. Lineage: Eukaryota; Fungi; Ascomycota; Sordariomycetes; Xylariales; Xylariaceae. Gene Ontology annotation, molecular function: enzyme regulator activity. The record is from RefSeq and is a predicted model, not a curated record. Gene Ontology annotation, biological process: GPI anchor biosynthetic process. Bases 236 to 508 code for a protein of 90 amino acids.
CCUCAGCUCGGGACCCACAAGUCGCGUCUGUAUCGUGUCAAUUACAGACGACAUUGCAAGUAAAAUCGGCCAGCCGCAGCAAGCAGCAACCAUCUCGACAACUAUCCCCAAUCUCUCAGCAUCAGUGAAUAACACCAAGCCUCGCAAGCCACGAGCAAGCAAAAAUCGAUCCAACUCUGCUCUUCGUCAUAUUCGCACCACAUACUAUCUGUUCAUCCUCAUAAAGUAAUCGACAAUGCUCGGGACUUUAGUCGGCCUCGCCAUGCUCGUGGCCGCCACAGUUGUCUUCCUCUACUACUCGAUCUGGACAUUGGCAAUGCCCUUCGUCGACCUCGACCACCCUCUCCACAGCUUCUUCCCCCCGCGCGAGUGGGCCAUCCGCAUACCCGUGAUUCUGAUCCUGCUAGGCUCGGCCGUCGUCGGCUCCUUCUUGAGCGUCGUUAUGAUCCGGAGCAACAGGAAGAAGGCCGCGAAGGCCAAGGCCGCUGCCGCCAAGAAGAAGGCAUAAAUCGGUGUUACAGAAUGACUAGAGAGCGGGAGAGACGGGGAGUCCCGGCAUCUGCUACACGACGAAAAUGAUAUUUAAUGGAAAGAGCGAGGCUCCUAUUCUUCGCGGCUGAGAGGGCAUAUGUCUCAGAGAGGAUUAUGAGAGAGCUUUAAAGGAAUGUUUAAACCCCUAACAAUAGCAAUGCCAUGGCGCAAUAGGUCAUUUACUGGACCCUUAAUCGUAUCCAAGAAUCUUAUUAGUGUUAUUUGACGCUAAUUAGCUUAAGAACCGAAUGGACUAAAUAGAGUAAACCAAGAAAGGCAU